GGAGGAGGAGGAGGAGGAGGUGACCCGUAGCGCUCGUUCGUCCACUUUGGAGGAGCAGACCCAUUGCCGCGACAUGGCUUCACCCCGAGGAGUUCUUCUCAUUUCGCUUGCGAUCAUUUGCGUUGUGACCCGCUCGUAGAGAAGCUCGGAAUCGCAUUCGCAUGGUCCACUUUUGUCCCGAGGCCGUCCACACCGCCACGGGACUCCGCAAUGAGAAGGGGACCAGCGCCGUUUGACGCCUUUUUCUGUCGGAACUAUUUCCAAUGGCUUGACGUAGCAGCGCAAGAGUGCACUGGGAUUUCGGAUCUCUGAGCCGGCGCCUUCUUAACAACUUUCCAUCAUCGUUGCGCAGGUUUCUUUUCUUUUCUUUUCUUUGUUUGUUUGUUUAACAAGUGGGACCCGUCCCCGUCCCCGUCCCCGAGAGCGCAGUGGGACAAAACCAUGACCCUCUGCUGGCUCGCCUUGGUCGGAUUGUGCUUGGGCGCCUACUACUGCGCAUCCCACUCACCGGACGGGAGCAGCCAAGCGCGCCCGGGCUUCAUCCAGCGGCGCCUCAGGACGCACGAGAGGAGGGAGAUGCAGAAGGAGAUCCUGUCCAUCCUGGGCCUGCCGCACAGACCCAGGCCUCACCUGUCCCACGCCAAGUACAACUCGGCGCCGCUCUUCAUGCUGGACCUGUACAACACCAUCUCCGGCGGGGACGCGAGCCGAGCGGACGGCGCGUCGGAGCGCUCGGAGCCCGCGCAGACCACGCGGAGCCCGCCACUGGCCGCGUAUCAAGAGGCGGCCUUUCUCAAUGACGCCGACAUGGUGAUGAGCUUCGUUCAUUUGGCGGAGCACGACCGGGAGCUCGCCCCGCAACGGCGUCGCCACAAAGAGUACAAGUUCAACCUGUCGCAGAUCCCCGAGGGCGAGGCGGUCACCGCCGCCGAGUUCCGCCUCUACAAGGAGUGUGUGAGCCGAGCCUUCUGCAACGACACCUUCCUGCUCAAAGUCUACCAAGUGGUCAAGGAGCACCCAGACAGAGAGGCCGACCUGUUCCUGCUGGAGUCUCGCAGGCUGUGGGCAUUGGAAGAGGGCUGGCUGGAGUUUGACAUCACGGCCACGAGCAACCUGUGGGUGAUGAGCCCAGCGCACAACCUGGGCCUGCAAGUUAGCGUGGAGACCAGCAGUGGGCAGAGCAUUAGUCCUAAAGACGCCGGGCUGGUCGGGCGCGACGGUGCUCUGGAGAGGCAGCCUUUCAUGGUGGCGUUCUUCAAGGUCAGCGAAGUGCACAUCCGCAACUCCCGCUCCGCCGGCGGCAAACGUCGACAGCAGAACCGCAACCGAUCCGCGCAAACGCAGGAGGCAUCCGGAGGGCCGAGCCAAGCAGACUACAACGGCAGCGAUCAAAAGUCAGCCUGCAGAAGGCACGAGCUCUACGUCAGCUUUCGAGAGCUGGGCUGGCAGGACUGGAUCAUUGCGCCUGAAGGCUACGCCGCCAACUAUUGUGAAGGAGAGUGCUCCUUCCCCCUCAACGCCCACAUGAAUGCCACCAACCACGCCAUCGUACAGACUCUGGUGCACCUGAUGAAUCCCGAGAAUGUCCCGAAGCCCUGCUGCGCCCCCACCAAGCUCCACGCCAUCUCCGUGCUCUACUUUGACGACAACUCCAACGUCAUUUUGAAGAAAUACAAGAACAUGGUGGUGCGGGCCUGCGGCUGCCAUUGACGCUCCCCACUGGGGAGUGGGGCAUUGCGGUAGUUAGGUUGGCCGUCGAUGCGGUUCCUCAGACCUGCGCGGGACGUUCAGCGUUGCGUGUGGUUACGGUAAUCCCAGGGACGUCUCGAGCGUUACUUGGAAAAUCGGACAUGGAUUUAAAGGGACAAUGCGUGUCAUCUCGUGGAAACUUCCGGCAAAGAUGCUCCAAGUGAUUCUGACUGCACCUUCUCCAUCGAUGAGUGGGCAAAACUGAACUGUGGUUAGACCAGUCGGAGUGCUGCUUUCAUGCCCGUCCCAUUCGUGUUUAAUCACCUUCUAAUGGCAGGUUUUGGCAACAGAUUAUGGAGGCGGACAGACCACGCCCAUUUCGUCUGGAAUUUAUCAUCCUCAUUCUGGAUUAAUGGCCAGCGUGCUCCCAGUGACUGUAAAAUUCUUAUCAGUUCUUAUGAUUUCAAGUGCCAGUCCAAGUCCCACCAGGAGAUAAUCCCAAUCACAGGCAAAAUUCUGGGCAUUUUUAAUUUUUUUGGGGUCUAAAUUACCCAGCAGCAAGCCGUUGUCAUUAAAGUCCCUGUAAAGCGAAAACCAAUGUCUUGUAAAUUUGACACACCGCAAUAGAAGAGCGAUGUUAACAACCCCGCCAAGUGUGAACGAUUAAAACAAACGCGGAGUAUACAGAAUGAGACCUCAUAAUCAUGGAGAAAAUUCUGUGCGCUCGCAUGCUUUGGGCGUGGGGUUUCUACAAUCAAAAACGUACAUGAGCUGUUCACACACUACAGUACCAAUACAGUGUGUGUGUGUGUAUACAUAUAUAUAAUCUUCAAUUCAGUUAAGUAACGUACCUGUGACGAAACCAAGGGGCCGAGUCACUGAAAUGCAUCCGUGCGGUCAGUGAACAGGAUGCGCGCUGAUCAUUGCAAUCCAGCCAUUCGUCCAUUUUCCGAACCGCUUAUCAUCAGUGGGGUCGCUAGCCACUCCCUUAUCCUCCACCUUCGACGUGGCUAUUCGCCUCUCCCGUGCCAAUCGUGCCGCGGCUUUGUGGUUCAAUCAAAUAUUUUACAGUAUUUUGUAUGUGGAGCCACAAAACUCAAUACAGGGUCACAUUUUUACCACUGCAGCGCUUCGUGUGCAGUAAAUGACUUUUUGGCCGCGGUCCACUUCAGUUGCUUUCGGCCACGUCGCAUUAGUAACUUUACGCAGGGUAACCACUCAUGCAAUGAAGGUGUUACACUUUCUAUAUAGUGGGGGAGGGGUGUAUGCACCGCACCCAAAAGAAUAUUUCACGCCGUAUCAUCACAAUUGAGCACGACAUAGAUCUGUCUUUGCACGUUUUGAUCCAUUUUUAGAAGGAUAUCUCUUGAAUUCACUUCACAGGUCUUUAUUAAGGUCACAUGGCGUAAAACAGUCAACUUUUUGGGUGUUAAAACUGUGGCAAAAGCAAUGAUCAUGUGCAGUCAAAUCCUGUUUUUUGUUCACCAUUUAUUUGCUUCUCAAAUUAUAUUUACACUCCCAAAAUAUAAAAGACUGAACCAAAGUGUCCACAGGCUAUUUUAGCAGCACCUUCCUCCAAAUAACACCCCCCCCACCCCGUGUCAAUAUUUGUGUGUUCAACAUGAUGCAUGUUGCGGCUCGGGAUGUUUUGGUCCAAACAAGUCAAGAAUAAGGCCCUAUCCGCCCAACACACCCACUUCUGUCGCGAUGCUGCUGACAGCCUGUCACGAAAGUGUGCAAAAACAUCAUCAUUCACGUUUGUACAUUUUCUUUCUUCUGUGGAUUUUUUUUAGACAAUAUAUUUGAAUGAAAAUCUAACAGCAAUACUAAGAAUCUCAAUACCUAAUGUGCCUAGCCAAUCAUCAAACACAAAAUAUACCUCUGGUAAGCUGCUGUUUACAUUUGUGAUCAUGUUCUUGUGUAAAUACUUGUACAUUCGCAGUUUAUUUAUUGCACCUUUGUUAAAAAAUGAAUUACACCUUAUGAGACACGUGGAGAAGCAAACUUUUUUUUUAGUUUUUUUUUUUAUUAUUAUGAAAUCUCAUGUUACAACUUGCCAUUAGUGUUUUUUUUUUUUUUUUUUGUACAAAUCCGUGGGCUGAGCACAACCCAUGACUGCAUAACAAAAAAAACCAACAACAAACAAACAAAAAAGUGUCACUGAAGUUCCUUAGACCAUGUGCUUUCCAUAAAGAUUUACUGGCAAAAAACCGAUUUGUGUGUACCUUGUAUUACUUUGUCAAAGAGCAACAUGUGCAUCACAUCUCAUUUACUGUCCACUUUGUGCAAAAAUAAAGAAACGGUUUCAGCAUAUGGAGCAAAAACAAUGGUUUGGUUGAGUGAUUGAUCGAUCGAUUCAACUUCUUCACGGAUGAGAUUUUAGAAACUAAAAUCAGUGCUUUGACCCCACUGGGCCACAGAGAACACUUCCUUUCAAAAGUCCAAACAAUAA
This is a messenger RNA of Phycodurus eques (leafy seadragon), 4141 nucleotides long. RefSeq names its product bone morphogenetic protein 6 (gene bmp6). Gene Ontology annotation, cellular component: extracellular region. The transcript is spliced from 7 exons. The coding region runs from base 442 to 1710 and encodes 422 amino acids. Gene Ontology annotation, biological process: SMAD protein signal transduction. NCBI's taxonomy places the organism in Eukaryota, Metazoa, Chordata, Actinopteri, Syngnathiformes, Syngnathidae. Gene Ontology annotation, molecular function: cytokine activity; growth factor activity. The record is from RefSeq and is a predicted model, not a curated record.